Molecule: messenger RNA, 469 nt
Organism: Erinaceus europaeus (western European hedgehog)
Lineage: Eukaryota; Metazoa; Chordata; Mammalia; Eulipotyphla; Erinaceidae
Gene: IER3IP1
Product: immediate early response 3 interacting protein 1
Exons: 3
Coding region: 91-339 (82 amino acids)
Biological process (GO): endoplasmic reticulum to Golgi vesicle-mediated transport
Cellular component (GO): endoplasmic reticulum membrane; COPII-coated ER to Golgi transport vesicle; Golgi membrane
Source: RefSeq, a predicted model, not a curated record
CCUCCUCGGCCACCGUAGGCGGGCGCCCGCGCCACGUCCCGGCCGGCGGCGGCAGCGGCUUCAGUUGGCCCUUAGCCUCCCAGGGUCACCAUGGCUUUCACCCUGUACUCGCUGCUGCAGGCGGCCCUGCUGUGCGUGAACGCCAUCGCCGUGCUGCACGAAGAGCGCUUUCUUAAGAACAUUGGCUGGGGAACAGACCAGGGAAUUGGAGGAUUCGGAGAGGAGCCAGGAAUUAAAUCUCAGCUAAUGAACCUUAUUCGAUCUGUAAGAACUGUGAUGAGAGUGCCAUUGAUAAUAGUAAACUCUAUUGCAAUUGUAUUACUUUUAUUAUUUGGGUGAAGAUGAGUGGGGGAAAUGGAUACUCAGAGGAAGAAAUGCCAACAGAAGUUAUGAUUUUGGUCAUUGUGGGAUAUACAUAUCAUAGCUGGUCAUUUUUACACUCAAAAGUAAAGCUGACAAUAAAACCAGA